AUGAGCGCCAGGGAAAAGGCUGCUUUGCUGUGUCUUCCUUUGAAGAUCGGGCUGUUGUAUUCCGUGAUUGUUCUCUUGCCUGCUUGCAAUCACGCAAACAAACCGCACUCCAUGAAGGCUGCUGUGCGGAGUAUCGCCGACCUGUGGCGACCUGUGAACACUGUCAUAGGCAGGGGUGAUCGGUUUGUGGGGUCCCUUUGGCUGCAGCUGGCGCUCUUGAGCUGCGGGGAGGCGGUAACGCUGCGCGUGGACGCCGCCGCUGCUGGUGGUGGUGAUGCUCUGCAGGCCCACCUCCCUCCCAACGCCAACUUUGCCCUCCCGGCCAUCUCUGCCGAGGAGGCCGCCCUCACCUCUACCGUGCUCACCCGCCAGACCGGGCCACCUGCCGCGGUGCUCCGGCUCUUCAAGCAGCACGCAGAUGCCACUGGAAAUCGCUUCUUCAUCCUUGCGGCAGUCUUCAUCUACGCCAUCGUGAACCGGUUGAAGCGGAAUGGAGGAGAUCUUGAGGAAGCCGCCCAGCCCUUCGAGUACAUGGCCACCCGCCCCUACUGGGAGACCGUCGAUCUGCCCGAAGACCAGGAUCCGGCCGCCCUACGGCACGAAAUGCUGUCUCAGACAGAUGAGCUCCGCCAGUUCCCUGGCCUCGAGGCCAAGUUCUUCACCACGUCGGCCUAUUCGCUCCUCUUGGGCGGACUCAACCUCAACACCAUCAGCAUCAAGGUCCCGUCCCCCCUAGUGCCCUACUUCCUGAUGCUCGACGCCCUGCCACACGAGCACAGGAGAGAUGCCGUGCACGCUCUCUCUCCGUUCCUCACUCCACUGCUGGAGAGGCAAGACGACCACGACCACGACCACGACCACGACCACGACCACGACCACGACCACGACCACGACCACGACCACGACCACGACCACGACCACGACCACGACCACGACCACGACGCCCAUGAGUGCUGCGUGAGGGUGGGCGACCUUGGAAACAGCGGUCGGAGAGAGCACCGCGAGGACGAGGACGAGGACGACGAAGAAGAAAACGAGGGGGAGAACGACGAGGAGGAUGGCGAUGAUGAUGUGGAGAGUGAAGACGGCGAGGAGGAGGAGGAGGAUGAAGGAGAAGAGGAUGAGUUUGAGUUUGACUGGACGGCUGCUGCUGCUGACGGAGUGGUUUCCCCGCGCCGGUGCAAGUUCACGUCGGGGCUGUUUCCGCCGUACAAGGGCUACGCCUUCUUCCCGCUGCUCUCCACGCUCAACCACUCGUGCGAGCCCAACUGCCAGGUGGCCUACCUCGAGGACGGGCAGGCCCUCGUCUUUGCCCUCCGCGACAUUGCGGCAGGCGAGGAGCUCUCCAUCUCCUACAUCUACCGACACCUGCCCCUCGCCGAGAGACAGCAACAGCUCCGCAGCUACGGCUUCGUCUGCGCCUGCCCCCGCUGCGCCGCCGACGCCCAAGCCCAAGAAGCUCCUGAUAAGGCCGAGGCCGGCGUCCUCCCCGCCGCCAUCCAGGAGGAGGAGGAGGAGAACCGGGCGCCCGAGGAGGGUGAGGAGAAGAGCAACGACGGCGGCGCCGAGCACUCCCGGAAGAGACGGCGCACAGCACCGCCACCCGAUCACCACCACCGCCGCCACGGUGAUAAAUAA
This is a messenger RNA of Acanthamoeba castellanii str. Neff, 1638 nucleotides long. Its product is annotated as Histone-lysine N-methyltransferase. Bases 1 to 1638 code for a protein of 545 amino acids. Lineage: Eukaryota; Discosea; Longamoebia; Acanthamoebidae. The record is from RefSeq and is a predicted model, not a curated record. Gene Ontology annotation, molecular function: methyltransferase activity; protein binding. The transcript is spliced from 8 exons.